CAGAGUAUCACACACAGACGAACACACAGAGUAUCACACACAGACGAACACACAGACGAACACACACAGAGUAUCACACACAGACGAACACACACAGAGUAUCGCAAACACAGCGACAGACACGAGCGUGGCUCGGCGCAGCUCUGAACGGAGUACAGCCGCAGCAGAGCGCACAGCUCAGCCACCGCGUCCAUCAUCACAGCCCAACAACAGCAACAACAACAGCAACAACAACCACAACAACCACCAGAACAACAACCACAACAACAACCACCACCACCACUACCACAACAGCGGCGGCGGCGGCCUCAGCCGCUCGGGGUGCGCCCCGGGGGCAGCCCGCGGGCGCCGCGGGACGAUGGGGAGCCACUCGGGACGGCCCCGCACGCCCUGGGGGGGUCUCUGCUGCUGCUGCUGCCCCCCAGAUGAGUCGGAAGAGAGGGAGCCGCUCAUCAGUCAUGCCCAGGGGGACUCGGUGCUGUGCUACCAGGAGCAGAUGAAGCGGCGUCGCCUUGACGACGAGGCCUUUCUGUGGAGCGAGCCUCACGACGCGACGCACAAGCACUCGCCCUCCGACCAGCUCGUCGCUCAGCUUGCCGAGCAACUGAGACACGCGCGCAGGGACACAGCCGAAUGGACGGACCUGAACAGGCGACUCAGCGCCAUGAUGCAACUACGACGAGAGAUUAACGACCGCUGGAAGCUCGUUCUGGGGCAGCUCGGAUUCCGAUCGGGCCAGGAGGACGAGCUGCUGCGGGUGAAUGCGGCGUUGAGUCCCGAGGAUUUCCGUAACCUUCGGCGGGCGCGCGCGCUGCUGCUGACCCUGGAGCGCAGCAGCUACCUCUUCGACAUGCUGCACGAGACGCCGCAAAGAUACGUCUACGUGCUUGACCGUCUCGUCGAGCUGGACAUGGCCGACGCGUUCGUGGCCAAGGCGCAGGAACUCUUCCCCAAGGGAGGGGGGAAGAGCCCGCCGUCCGGCCGUCGGACUCGCGUGAGCGCCACGCGAGUCCGCGCCGACAUCCGCAGGACGUCGCUGGACCAGACGGGCGGCCUGGCGGGGGUGGAGCCGGCGGAGGAGGCCGCCGUGACACCGCACGGCUCCGUGCAGGCCAACGGCAUCGCCACCGCGACGACGACGAUGGCGGGACGAGCGAGGCGCGACGGGGAGACCCUCAGCAUCAACGGCCCAAACCCCACCGAGUUGAAGCUCUAGCUCGUGGUGUUGGAGAACAAGAACUGAAAACGCAGGAGGGGUCAGAGGUCGCCAAGUGGGUGACAGCAUGAGUACGUCUCUCUUUUGAGGGCGCAGAUGGUGCAACUGCACCGAUGCCCGCAAGCGCCGGGCGACUAAGAGGGGGGGGGGGGGGGGGGUGGUGGCAGAGGACCCCUUACCAUCCCCCGCACCGGGGCCAAUGCCAAGCACGCUGCGUCACCAGUGGGUCGUGGUGGUGAGGUUAUGAAGAUGACACCAGACACUUGUCCAUGUGCGAUUUGAGACGAACGGUUUAACACUAUUGGAGCAUGCACGUUAUUGUUCAAGAACGGAAAGUCUCAUUUUGGCGAACAUUAAAAAAAGAACGACGGACCUCAUAACCACUCGUGGACAUUCACCGAGUGAUUGAACAGAGCUCAUACUCAGAGGGAUGCAAAACUCCCUGGACAUGGUCAUUGGUGGUCACUUCUUUUCGCUUUACAAGUUUUCGUUUUUGAAAAUGCAACCAGCUUGAAAAUGUUGCCUGCAAGAGAUUAUUUGCGAACGGCAAUCAAGAUCCGCACGGUGUGUGUUGUGUGUUCAAGGUGAUGUUUUGUGUAAAAAUAAGAUUUGCAAGCACAAAGUGCCACUGAAGUCUGUGUUAACGUCAAGUCCAGAUGUCAUCAGCCCAACCUCUAUCCACCUAGCGGUUAUAAAUGUGAGUACUCCGCAGCUGGGCGAACGGCAGGUCGCGUGUGGUGGGAUAAAGAGUGGGAAGUCCCGCAUGUUCCAAACUUGUGGCCAGCAUGGUGAAGUCGGCCAAAUCCCCUGUAGAGAGGCUCUCUAGAGCUCACUCGAGUGGAGGCCCCUUCUGCCAGCAGUGGCGUGAGCGAGACAUUGCGGGGCUGUGCCUUUACCUUACCAACGUUUACAAUGCGAGCGCUUAUGCUCUUCAAUUGCCGAAUACAAAACACUAUCACUCUUUACGAGUGAAGUGGGUGUAUGGGUGUUUUCAGAAGUUAAAUCCCAAAACAUCCACAUUUUAAGCAAUCUUCAUUAUGUAAAUUAACUUAAGAGCUUUUACUUAUUCUAUAUGCAUAACCCUGUAGGUUUGUGUCUUGGCUCUUAUGGGUUUCUUUAUAAUGGGAUGAGAUACAAUAGCACUCCCACUCUCGGUUCCGCUUAAUUUAUUGUCGUGAUGUCAGAAGUAUUGUUCAGCCAUGACUUUAGGUCUUGUGUAAUGGAUGUGUUGCAACGUGCACGGGUUUUCCGAGGUUGUGUACAUGUGCGUGCCAGCGUGUGCGUUUACACAGGAGCAGUGGCGCAUGGGUUAGCACGCUGCACUACGAACCCGGCCACCUGAGUUUGAUUCCUGCUCACGGCCAACACCACUGACGAUUUUCUAAACCGGUGCUGGGUCGACUCAUCCUCAAAUGAGUACUUGGUGCAGU
Petromyzon marinus (sea lamprey) is the source of this 2646-nucleotide messenger RNA. Its product is annotated as melanoregulin-like. Gene Ontology annotation, cellular component: melanosome. Gene Ontology annotation, biological process: melanosome transport. The record is from RefSeq and is a predicted model, not a curated record. NCBI's taxonomy places the organism in Eukaryota, Metazoa, Chordata, Hyperoartia, Petromyzontiformes, Petromyzontidae.